AGAUGAAUUUAGAGCGACGUCCUCGCUGGCGACCGCUGCGGGACGAUUGCUUAGGCGGGGCUGACUCUGCUCGCUCAUCGACCUCCAGGGCCGCAAACAGCAGCAGAAGCGAUAACGGCUUCUCCUCCAGGCAGCCGGGAUACUCCCAGACGACAGUUGGACCGCCAGGAUCGCCAGCACGGGACGAGGCCUGAUGGCGUCCGUCGUUACCGCGCUGAUCCUCAAUCCCCACGUGCCGCCCUCUUCGGUCGAGCGCUGCUCCCGACGAACAUCAGCUGACGAUGGAGAGACCGCGGAGCAGCGAGAUGCGCUUCGCAACCUCUCCACAACCUCCCAUACUCUACGUCAUAUGUUGCAGUCAAUAUCCUCCGUGCUGGUCUCUCUCGGCACUUGCUACGUCUGUAUCACCUUGUACUUUCGCCAGCGUGUUCGGCACGUUGCAAUGGCUUGGCCGCCUUGCUUUGCUGCGAGUCUGCUCUGCGGCUGCGAACAACUCAUCGGUGCCUGCUACUGUAUGCAGGAGCUGUCACAUUGCCUAGCUAUGGCUCCGAAUCCUUCGGGAACCGUCGAAAGCCUGCGCCUCUGCGAACGCCGCCUCAUCCGUCCCUCGACCUACAGCCUCGCGGACGAUGAAUUGGUCCAGCACUAAGGAGGUUCAUGUGACGCGGCACGUGACCAGCAAUCUUCCUGCGAUACGUAGGUAUACUGUCACGUAUUCCACGCCCUCCAGCGAGGAGAAAGUCCACCAAGCAUCAUUUUUUUCUUUCUGCCUCAAGUCUUCGCCCUUCGUGCCUGGCGGCUUGCGGCAUCCUCUCGCG
Messenger RNA from Trematosphaeria pertusa, 818 nucleotides. RefSeq lists its product as uncharacterized. The coding region runs from base 194 to 649 and encodes 151 amino acids. Lineage: Eukaryota; Fungi; Ascomycota; Dothideomycetes; Pleosporales; Trematosphaeriaceae. The record is from RefSeq and is a predicted model, not a curated record. The transcript is spliced from 2 exons.